Anopheles nili is the source of this 2069-nucleotide messenger RNA. RefSeq names its product probable isocitrate dehydrogenase [NAD] subunit alpha, mitochondrial (gene Idh3a). Gene Ontology annotation, cellular component: mitochondrion. The record is from RefSeq and is a predicted model, not a curated record. Gene Ontology annotation, biological process: tricarboxylic acid cycle; isocitrate metabolic process. Gene Ontology annotation, molecular function: isocitrate dehydrogenase (NAD+) activity; NAD binding; magnesium ion binding. NCBI's taxonomy places the organism in Eukaryota, Metazoa, Arthropoda, Insecta, Diptera, Culicidae. Bases 1 to 1185 code for a protein of 394 amino acids. The transcript has 5 exons.
AUGGCGGCACGAUUGAUAAAGAAAAUUUUGGAUGGCGAAUUUGGAGUUUUGCUGGCAAAAAUUUCCGCCCAACUGAAGGACAAUUGGGUCAAGAUUUACAUAACCUCCUCCACGGCGGACGUUAAACGAACCGAUCCGUUGGUUCAAACGGUCGCUCCGUUCGGAACGCGCUCGUUCGCCUCUGGAACGCGCAAGGUUACGCUUAUUCCAGGUGAUGGAAUUGGGCCAGAAAUUUCCGCCGCCGUGCAGAAGAUCUUCUCAGUAGCCAGCGUGCCGAUCGAGUGGGAAACCGUCGAUGUUACGCCCGUACGGAAUCCGGAUGGAAAGUUUGGCAUUCCACAGGGCGCCAUCGAUUCGGUGAACCGCAACAAGGUCGGCCUGAAGGGCCCAUUGAUGACGCCGGUCGGCAAGGGACAUCGCUCGCUCAAUCUGGCCCUGCGUAAAGAGUUCAACCUGUACGCGAACGUGCGUCCUUGCCGCAGCCUCGAGGGCUACAAGACGCUGUACGACAACGUGGACGUGGUGACGAUUCGUGAGAACACCGAGGGCGAGUACUCCGGCAUUGAGCACGAAAUCGUGGAUGGAGUGGUGCAGAGUAUCAAGCUCAUCACUGAAGAGGCCUCAAACCGUGUGGCCGAGUACGCCUUCAAGUAUGCCAAAGACAACAACCGCAAGAAGGUGACGGUUGUGCACAAGGCCAACAUCAUGCGCAUGUCGGACGGUCUGUUCCUCCGCUGCUGUCGCGAUAUGGCCCAGAAGUACCCGGAGAUCAAGUUCGAGGAGCGAUACCUCGACACUGUCUGCCUUAACAUGGUACAGGAUCCGAGGAAGUACGAUGUCCUGGUGAUGCCCAACCUGUACGGUGACAUCCUGUCCGAUAUGUGCGCCGGUCUGGUCGGUGGUCUCGGUCUGACCCCAUCCGGCAACAUGGGUCUGAACGGAGCUCUAUUCGAGUCGGUGCACGGUACUGCCCCGGAUAUCGCCGGCAAGGAUCUGGCCAACCCCACUGCCUUGCUGUUGUCGGCUGUGAUGAUGCUGCGACAUAUGGAGCUGAACCAGCACGCGGACAAGAUCCAAAGCGCGUGCUUCGAAACGAUCAAGGAGGCGAAGUACUUGACCGGUGAUCUUGGCGGCAAGGCCAAGUGCUCCGAAUACACUAACGCCAUCUGCGACAGAAUCAAGUAAACGCUCGUGGAUGAGGCUUGCGUGCAAUAGAACGACGACGACGACAACCUAUAUCCCCCUUCCUCAGUCCUCUCCACCGAAAUGUUAAAGGAAGCGCGCGUGCCCCGCCACUACCAAGCAGGAUGCUACACGCAUCGUGGCUGUUUCUAGCAAAUUUCAUAGCAGGGCGGCAGAGCAAAACAGCGACUAGCGAACUAUUUAUUUGUAAUUUUAAAACACACAAAAACACUCGCGCACCCAUCUGAUCCGACGCAGACGUCCGCCGAACGCGAUUCUUUAAAAUGGGCCAACAUUACAACACGAACAGCAGCGGCAACACCAGUGCCAGUGUAACGGAUGCGAGCACUCGCUGGCUUGUUGAGAUGGGAUCCAGUAUUAAGGUGAACCACACGCAGACGUCCAAAGACCGACGAAGUAUCAAACAAACAUCCGAGCCCCAAUUCAGUUGUCCACAGGCGACCACCCGUCCCGAUUCGUCGAUAAUUUAUUUCCCCACGCCUUCAGACAAUAAUAGCAGCGGCCAUCUUCAUCAGCCACCGACGCAGCUUGAAGCGGAGGAAUUACCGGCAUGAGGUGGCGAUGAAUUUUUCCUAGGUUUUUAAAUUGCAUAGUCAUUAACCAGGUGGACAUAUAAUGUAGUAGUCUUAGUAGCGGACAACGGACUCGAUGGCGCAAACCGACCAGCCCCGCGAGGAUAACGAAUGCAUUAGAACGUUUCUAGAAGUAUGGAGUCAAGCCAGCAAAAAGAACGCCAGUGCCAGCCGAUGGGCCAUAGGACGGGAGAUAGGCGCAUGUCCUAUCCCGGCAGCGACAGCAAAAUGUACAUGAUGCGGAAUUUAACCAAAAAUUGAAAAUAAAACUGUCUCAAGUUUAGUUGAUUCAAA